CAACGCUGCGGUCUGAAAUUGUCGAAUUGACAGCGGGACCAUGUCGCCGUUAGCUUCUCUGGUCCGAGCCGUACCUUGCUCAAGUGUUGUGUCGAGGCCACUCCGUGCUCGGAGAGUGUAGACCCGUGGGAAUGUGCCCAGUGGCUGAUGAACCCAUCAUCCUGCUUCAAUAGCUUCCUUCUCGCAUCCCUCCCUCCCUCCUUCCCCGAGUAGCACUGCUUUGUCUGUACCGUCCCGUCCGCCCCUGCUGCCCGUCUUCCCUUUCGAGGCACCUGGUUCGACUUCGCGCCCGGACCGAUUUCCCCCGUGAACUGACUGGGGCUCUCUGAGUCACUUAAACGCCUUCCACCUUCCUGUGCCUUUCUCCCAACAUCCAAUCCCUCUCCCUAGUACCGAAUACCUAUUUCGCUUGCCGUACACAACCACGGUUUCGAGCUGCAGAGCAUCCCUUUAUCGUCGCGCAGCAAAUAUCGGUAUUGGAUCCAUCUUCGCUCCUCGGGUUCUUGAGCUGGCCACGCCGCGGUUUAUCCUACGAGCUCUUGCAGUAGAGCCUUACUUCUUUUCUCGAACACUACCCCUAGUGAUUCCUCAACGCCGACGUGCCGGGUGCUCGUCCUUCGCCUGCAAAACCCUCCUCCGUAGGAUAUCUUCGCGACACCUGCUCAAGAUGCCGGGAGUAGAAAUGGCGCCCCUCCAGGCCGACGACAUGAGAGUGCUGGGCCAGGACCCCCUCAUUCCGCCCGCCCUGCUCAUUUCGGAAAUCCCCAUGACAGAUGAGGCUCUGCAAACAGUUGUUCAGGGGCGGCGGGACGCCGUGAGCGUCAUCAUGGGCCGCAGCGACCGCCUCCUGGUCAUCGUCGGGCCUUGUUCGAUCCACGAUCCGGCCACGGCCAUUGAGUACGCAACCAGGUUGAAGGCGCUCUCGGAGGAGCUCUCGGACGAUCUUGUGAUCAUAAUGCGCGCCUACCUCGAGAAGCCGCGGACGACGGUUGGUUGGAAGGGCCUGAUCAACGACCCUGACAUCGACCAGACCUUCAAGAUCAACAAGGGUCUCCGCGUUUCCAGACAGCUCUUCCGCGACCUCACCUCGACAGGCAUGCCCAUCGCCUCCGAGAUGCUCGACACCAUCUCCCCGCAGUUCCUGGCCGACUUCAUCUCGGUGGGCGCUAUCGGCGCCCGGACGACGGAGAGCCAACUGCACCGUGAGCUGGCCUCCGGUCUGUCCUUCCCGGUCGGUUUCAAGAACGGCACUGACGGCAACCUCGGCGUCGCCAUCGAUGCGAUCGGCGCCGCCGCCGCCAAGCACCACUUCAUGGGCGUAACGAAGCAGGGCCUUGCCGCCAUCACCAGAACGAAGGGCAAUGAGCAUGGCUUCGUCAUCCUGCGAGGCGGCUCGAAGGGCCCCAAUUACGACAAGGCCAGCAUCCAAAUCGCCAAGGAGACCUUGAUCAAGAAGGGCCAGAAAUUGGCCAUCAUGGUUGACUGCUCUCACGGCAAUUCCAACAAGGACCAUAGAAAUCAGCCCAAGGUUGCCAAGGCCAUCGCCGACCAGCUCCGCGAAGGCGAGACGGCCAUCAUUGGCGUCAUGAUCGAGUCCAACAUCAACGAGGGCAACCAGAAGGUGCCGCCCGAGGGCCCCUCCGCCCUGAAGAAGGGCGUGAGCAUCACGGACGCCUGUAUCAAUUGGGAGACGACCGUCGACGUUCUCCGAGACCUGGCGGCUGCUGUCCGGGACCGCCGGAAACUGAUUGCCGGGGCAACGAACGGCGAGCCGAAAACGACACUGCUGGAAGAGGAGUAAAAGCCGGGU
Molecule: messenger RNA, 1810 nt
Organism: Thermothielavioides terrestris NRRL 8126
Lineage: Eukaryota; Fungi; Ascomycota; Sordariomycetes; Sordariales; Chaetomiaceae
Exons: 3
Coding region: 683-1801 (372 amino acids)
Biological process (GO): aromatic amino acid biosynthetic process
Cellular component (GO): cytoplasm
Molecular function (GO): 3-deoxy-7-phosphoheptulonate synthase activity
Source: RefSeq, a predicted model, not a curated record